AUGGCUGCAGGACAAACUCUCGGAUUCAUCGGAUGCGGUAACAUGGGAGGCGCCGUACUAAACGGCCUCCUAAACAGCGCAUUCUCAACAAAAAGCGCCUCACCAAAUCCAAUCACUUGCUUCAUCGCGUGCACAAAAACAGCCAGCUCGGCAUCCCGUCUACAAACAUCAAUCGCACCUCAACAUCAACAACUAAUCAAAAUCGUUUUUGACCAAACCCUACAAACAAUGCAACAGGCCGACAUAAUAAUCCUCGCCUGCAAACCCUUCAUGGCCGAGGCCGUGCUAAGCGAAGAAGGUGUCCGCGACGCCCUCGCUGGAAAGCUCGUCAUCAGCAUGCUUGCAGGCCAAUCAUGCGAGGCCCUAACCCGUCUCAUCAACCCAGAUCCCAGCCCAGAAGCCCCGCAUCUCAUGAAAGCUAUCCCGAACAUGGGUGCGCAGUUUAACGCAUCGAUGACGAUUAUCGAGACUCCCGCACCGACGAUCCCGAGCUCCAUGGUUGCCAUUACGGAGUGGAUUUUCCAGCAUGUCGGUGCGGUUAAGUACCUAGGUGCUGAGCAGAUCGGGUUGGCGACUGUGCUUGUUGGGGCGACGAUGGCGACGUUGACGCUGCCGAUUGAGGGGCUGCUGGAUGGGUGUGUUGCGGAGGGGUUUAAGCGUGGGGAUGCGAUGGAGUUGGUUUUGCAGGGUAUUAGGGGCUUGUCGGCUGUUUUGGAAUCUGGACAGCAUCCGGCUGCCGUUAGGGAGAGUAUCUCUUCGCCGAGGGGCUGUACGAUUCAAACGCUUUUGAGUCUUGAGAAGGCGGGGACGAGGUCGGAUUUCGCGGAGGCAAUUGUUAGAGGGAAUACGCAUUUGAAGGAGAAAAUGUAG
Molecule: messenger RNA, 870 nt
Organism: Penicillium egyptiacum
Lineage: Eukaryota; Fungi; Ascomycota; Eurotiomycetes; Eurotiales; Aspergillaceae
Source: the annotation of a GenBank genome assembly